AUGUACCUCGGUUUGAGGCGCCCCCUCGCCAACCGAGUAAACAAGGCCGGCCAGCACAACACAUCUUCUACUAUCUAUCUGAAUGGGCGCCAAAAUCCGAGCAUGGCUUCAACGUCGAAUUGGAGAUCGGAAUUGGGCGCUGCAAAUCGCUACGAAAACAUAGAGAAGCUGAGAAGGAGCAUCGAGGCGAAGGGCUUAAGCUCGACUGGAACGGCACACAAGUCAGCCUUUGCCGUGGAGACAGAGGCCUACAACACAUCUGAGUCGAGGGAAGCAUACGAUGAAGCAUGCAGUGCCAUCAUCGAUGAGCCUCCUCCGGAUCUCUCCUUCCCAGAGCACGAACCCACCACCCCUGGCCUCCCCAUCGGCAACUACUCAUCCUGCCAUCACAUUGCCGCAGGCCUGAUAUCAGAAGUCUACCAAAGCAAGCUCCUCGCCCUAAAAGUCAUCACCGAAACCCGUAAUAUAGAGCCACACAAUCCCCUCCGAGAAGCGAAGAUCCUCACUGAGCUCUCCCACCGCUCCAUCAUCAAGCUCACCGAAACAUUCAAAGACCAAGAAGGCCGCUUAGUUCUCGUCUUCCCCUUCGUCCCUCUGACCCUCGCCAAAGUGAUUGGUAGAGGCGCAGUACCAGAAGAGAUUACGAAAGCAUGCUUUAGAGAUCUAUUGUCGGCGCUAGCUUAUUUACAUGAAAGCGGCAUUAUCCAUCGCGACAUCAAACCUUCUAAUCUCCUCCUCGCAUCCAAAACUGGACCAGCGUAUCUCUCCGACUUUGGCACGGCAUGGCAUCCCACCCUCUCAGCCGGCGAUGAGCCCGCCCACCACAAGGUCCUCGAAGUAGGCACAACCUGCUACCGCGCCCCCGAAACCCUCUUCGGGAACCGAGCUUACGGCACGAGUCUCGACAUGUGGGCCGCGGGCACCAUGCUCGUGGAGUGUCUGCGGAAGCCGCCGACGCCGCUGUUCGAGUCGCGAGAGACGUCUGAGGAUGGGAAUCAGCUGGGUCUGAUUCUGAGUAUUUUCAAGACCGUAGGCACGCCGACGGAAGAGAUCUGGCCAGAGGCGAGGGCGUUCUCCACGCCGCCGUUUAAGUGGUAUCAGGCGUUUCCGGGCAAGUCAUGGGAGGAGCUGCUUCCGGGUGUAGAUGAGCAUGCGAGGGAUCUAGUCGGGAGGCUGGUGUGCUUUGAGAGUGGGAGGAGAGCUACUGCUGCGGAGUCAUUAGCACAUCCUUAUCUUAGCAACACCAGAUAG
Messenger RNA from Drepanopeziza brunnea f. sp. 'multigermtubi' MB_m1, 1251 nucleotides. RefSeq lists its product as uncharacterized. The record is from RefSeq and is a predicted model, not a curated record. Gene Ontology annotation, cellular component: cytoplasm; cyclin-dependent protein kinase holoenzyme complex; nucleus. NCBI's taxonomy places the organism in Eukaryota, Fungi, Ascomycota, Leotiomycetes, Helotiales, Drepanopezizaceae. Gene Ontology annotation, biological process: regulation of G2/M transition of mitotic cell cycle; regulation of gene expression; signal transduction. Gene Ontology annotation, molecular function: ATP binding; cyclin-dependent protein serine/threonine kinase activity; cyclin binding.